AUGACCUCAGUGCCUGUAAGGGCACUUAAUGCUUUGUGCAGCGAAAGAUCACGAAAUAUUCAAGAAUGGCUGACGGAAUUAACGAUAAGCAGUGAACCGGAAUGCAAUUUUAUUUUAUACGCUAAAUCAUUUCUGGAUAUCACCGAGCAACAACAAUUAUCAGUGAUAUCAAAUAAUUGCAAGGAUGAAAGUGAGCGAAUUCAUCUGAGUGGUACAAGUUCGUUGCCACCAGCAAAAUCAAAACGAUGUAUCGCCCGGAUGACAUCGUCAUCUUCAGGACAUAUUAUGACAGCUUCAACACCAGUAUCACUGACUAAUACUGAAAAGCAUCGUACCACAGUGUGUUAUCAAUUUGAUGAAGGAAAAAUUACUCCAAUUAAAUGUAAUCCAGCACCAAUAUCAGCAUUUAUUCGUGUGAAAUCAUGCAAUAAUUCUGAUAACAAUGAUACGGAUCAAAUGAAAUCAGAAAUGAAUGAAUUAUCAUCGAAGACAUUUGAUAAAUCAAUGACACCUGUAAUACCUGCAUGUAAUGCACCAAUGAAUUUCUCACUAACAAAUCGAUCAAUUACACCAAAAAUUUUCAGCAAAGCAUACGGUUGUAGAUAUAGAUUACAUGGUAGAACACAACGAUUAUCAUAUCGAUCAAAUCUUCAGCAGCACAAAAAACAACAACGACAGAAUGAAAUGGUUAAAGUUAAUCGGAAAUCAAAUAAUCAAAUAGCAACGAUUAUGAACAAAACGAUAACCACAAGCGAUUCGAAUUCUAAUACUUUACUUGUUGAAUCAUCAUCGACGUUAGAAGUUAAUAAUGAUAAGCGAAUAAUGAAAUCGGAUGAUCAAUCUAUAUCUAUUGCAAGUGAACAAAAAUUGAUUUGUUCAAGAAAUCAACCGAAUCAUUCUAAUCAGUUAUUGCUACACAAUACCAAUGAUAAUGAUGAUGAUCUGGUUAACUAUGAAACGAUUUAUGAGAAACAAACAGAUUCGUCCCGGAAAUGUGCUAAUAAUGAAGUGAGAAAUUCUAGUAAGCAGGAAAAUGAUUCACAAUCAUCGAUUCUAUCAUUUGUAGAUUUCAGAAAACCACCGGAAACACCAACUUCAAUUCAGAAAAAAUUGGAGUCAAGUAAGAGUAUUGAUUCGCCUAGCAGUUAUAAUCGAAAUCAACUUUCAAGGAAUCGUUGUGUUCGGGUAUCACAUAAGACAAAAAAUCACGGGCAGCUUGGAGCUUAUCGCAUCAAUGGAGAAACAGUAUUACAGGUACAUCUUGAUGCACCAUCAAGUUCACAAGCAAUAAAAUCAAUUUCAAAUACUUCAAGAUGCUUUAAUCAUGAUACUAAUGAUGGUAUUGAAUCAGCAUCAACCGGUGUAUCAAUAUCAGCAGCACUUGGAUCAGUUGAUUCAAGUACAAAUAGUAGUGUAGAUUCGGGACAAGGAUCAACAGAGUUAAGCACCCAGAAUUGUUCAUUCAAAGAUUCAUUUAAUUAUGAUAAGACAAUUGGAGAGAAUAGCUUACCAAGCUAUGCUCGAGUUGCUAAUACAAUUGAUCACGUGCUACGUGUAUGCAGCACGUUUCACGCAGCACUAAACAAUGAAAUGAAUGAAAAGUGGACUAGUGAUAUAAUAUGUGAAGCAAAAGUAUUGAUCGCUACAAUUCAAUCUUUACCGUGCAUUACGUUUCUUUCUCCUCACGAUAUAGCAACAGUACAACAAAUGAUUUCCGAUUUAGAAUCAGAUGAAAAGGACAAAGGAAAGCCAAUUAAUGCGUCUAAUUUUCUAAUUGUUCUAUUGCGGAAGAUAAUUCAUGAAAUUUUAAUUAUCUUUGCAAGGAUAAUAUCAACAUACCUCGCCGAAUGUUCCAAUCGAGAUCGAUUAUUAGUCAUUGCGCUUGAACAUUUCAUACAUUUGAUGCUUUUUGGUGAUGAAAUUUGUCACAUUAUUAUACAGUGUGGUGGUUUGGAUUCAUUGUUGUAUUUUUGUGAGGUACCGUCUAUUUCAAAUGGUACCCUUCGGUUGCUACUUCGUGCUCUAACAAUUCUAUGCGGUAACUGUCGAGGUGCAAUGAAACUUUUAGCGCUUAAUAAAUUUGAAUUAAUCAUUCAAUUCCUGUUUACCUCAACAAUAGCUUGCUCAGCAGAAGCAGCUGGUAUAUUAACGCAAUUAACAAAUCCAAAUCAAAAUUAUGUUCGUCUCGGUAGCAUUAUGCGAAAAGUUGUUGUACGAAUUCUCGAAAUUGUUGAUAAAAGUAAGGUAGCUGAAUCAUUAUUGCUAGCCUUAGCAGCACUAGCAAAUAUAACAGUGCAAGAAGCUGGAACAAUUGACGUCCUUUACGAGCACAACGCCAUCAAACGUUUUAUUCAAGCGUAUAAACGACCGAAAUGUCAUAAUGUAUUCAUAGAGGAACAGUUGCUGACAAUUUUCAUCAGUCUAGCAAAUGGUGCUUAUAUUGAAGCAUUAAUUGGACAAGGUGCAGUUAACCUUUUACUUUCAUUGUUACAAAUCCACAGUCAAACGCAUCUUAAUUACUGCAAAAGGAUUCAGUUACGUGCUACGCAAUGUUUACGGAAAAUUGCUAACUAUGGAAUUGGCCUUAAGGCUAUUCAUGAAAUGAAUGGUUAUUCGAUGAUAACGAAGGUAAUACAAGAUAACAAUGCGCUAAUCGAUGCAAAAAAUAAUUUGUGGUGGAUAACAGAGCAAUUAGAAAAGAAGUAUCAAUUAGAAAGUGCUGUUUAG
Brugia malayi is the source of this 2727-nucleotide messenger RNA. RefSeq lists its product as uncharacterized. The transcript is spliced from 14 exons. The record is from RefSeq and is a predicted model, not a curated record. Gene Ontology annotation, molecular function: cytoskeletal adaptor activity. The coding region runs from base 1 to 2727 and encodes 908 amino acids. Gene Ontology annotation, biological process: regulation of asymmetric cell division; establishment of mitotic spindle orientation; apical protein localization. NCBI's taxonomy places the organism in Eukaryota, Metazoa, Nematoda, Chromadorea, Rhabditida, Onchocercidae. Gene Ontology annotation, cellular component: apical cortex.